UUACUUACUGCACCAGGUGAGACUGUGCUGUCCGGUCGUGACAUGGACUGCGGUUGAGUGAUGAAGCACAGUUCGCUCAGGGUUUAGGGGUUGCUGGCAGCGAGCUCGUUCUCUUUCCAUCGACGCGAGUUUGAAUUCGCGGAAAUCCAAUUGCCACAUCUCUUGCUCGUCGUGCAACAUGGACAUCGUGAUUCAUGACGGGCCUGUGAAGAAGGGGAAGAAGAAGGCUCAAAAUUUGAAUGUCCUCGAUCAGCCGCCCAAAUCCAAUGUCGUGUAUGUUGGGCGAAUUCCGCACGGUUUUUACGAGAAGCAAAUGAAGAGUUUUUUUGAGCAGUUCGGGAACAUAAGUAAGCUUCGAAUUUCUCGCAAUAAGAAGACUGGAAAAUCAAAGCAUUUCGGUUUCAUCAAAUUCGAGGUGCCAGAGGUUGCCGCCAUUGUGGCGGAGAGCAUGAAUAACUACUUACUUAUGGAGUCCAUGCUUCAAGUGAAAUUAGUGCCUGUGGAGAAAUACCACCCGAACAUGUGGCUAGGGGCAAAUCGAGUUUACCAACCUGGAAAGGCUGCGUUGAUAAACCGCAUGCGUCAUAAUAGGGUGCGAAAUCCUGUGGAACAAAAACGUUUGAUCAAAGGCAUAGUAAAGAAAGACAAACUACGUCGACAAAAGCUGAAUGCAGCGGGAAUCGACUUCGACUAUCCAGAUAUUAGGAGUCAAAUUCCCAAGAAGCCUAAGAAAAUUGUCUUCGCCGAGGAAGAAUAGAAGUGUAGCGGUCUUUUUAGUAUACAGUUGCGCCCAUUCAACGGUGUAUGCAAGGGUUUAGCCCUUACCCAAGCUCGGCUUGUUUCGCACAUGAGUUGCAGAUUGUGGUGAUUAAAUGUUGGUGUAUUUAGAGCAAAGUCGCGGUGAUAUCCACCCACAACUUGCAGAAUUUACAUUGAUGAAGUGUGCACCAAGAGAUGCACUGCCCCUUCUUGUUAUCAAGAGGCUUACGUGCCCAACUUGAACGUCCAGACCCAAGUUUUCUCAGGAACUUCCUGCAUGUAGGCGGGGAUUUGAAGACGAGCUCUUUAGGCAGAUAGUUUAUGGAUAUAGUUUCCAGUAGAUUACUUCAGAAAUUGCAAAGCUGCUGGUUGCUCGUAUCGAUUUUUUGUAAAAUAUAGAAGUCGCUGCAAAUUGCUUUUAUUUUAUCACUGU
Messenger RNA from Marchantia polymorpha subsp. ruderalis, 1192 nucleotides. NCBI's taxonomy places the organism in Eukaryota, Viridiplantae, Streptophyta, Marchantiopsida, Marchantiales, Marchantiaceae. The record is from the annotation of a GenBank genome assembly.